Prunus dulcis (almond) is the source of this 1367-nucleotide messenger RNA. Its product is annotated as binding partner of ACD11 1. Lineage: Eukaryota; Viridiplantae; Streptophyta; Magnoliopsida; Rosales; Rosaceae. Gene Ontology annotation, molecular function: RNA binding. The coding region runs from base 223 to 1170 and encodes 315 amino acids. The record is from RefSeq and is a predicted model, not a curated record. The transcript has 6 exons.
CCCAGGCAAUGUUAAGACCCGAAAACAGAGCCCAAGAAAUGGAGUUGGAGUUUGCCGAAUUGAAAACGAGUUGGUGAUUAGCGAACUUCCCGGUGAGCAAAAAGCAAAAAGAUAAAACUACCAUUAACAAAGAAAGCAUUAACCAAAAAUAAGAGAAAACAGGAACAAAAUACUACAACCAACACAAGGACGUGCAUUCCCUCUCAAGCAAAAUCUAUCGAAAUGUCGACUCCGGUGGAACAUGCAAAUGAGGGGAUUGAAGCAGUUCCCCAGUCAACAACUGCAACACCAAACUCCAGAACCAAUGUUUCAGAUAUAAAAACAGUCAAAGUUAGCAAUGUCUCUCAAGCUGUUUCUGGCAGGGAUAUCAAAGAAUUCUUUUCAUUUUCUGGAGAUAUACAAUAUGUUGAAAUGCGAAGAGAAACUGAAAACACCCAGCUUGCCUAUGUUACCUUCAAGGAUUCACAAGGAGCAGAUACAGCAGUUCUCCUCUCAGGAGCCACCGUAGCUGAUCUUUCUGUCACCAUUACGCCAGUUGAUGAUUAUAAGCUGCCGCCUGAAGCCGUCCCACUCCCAUCAAGCCCGGAGAAAAAACCUGCUGUGGCUAUUUCUGCUGUAAGGAAGGCAGAAGCUGUGGCCAGCGCUAUGCUUGCCAAGGGUUACAUCUUAGGAAAGGAUGCCAUUAACAAGGCAAAAGCCUUUGAUGAGAGGCAUCAACUAAUGUCAAAUGCCUCUGCCACAGUUGUUACAAUUGACCAGAAGAUGGGUCUGAUGGAGAAGCUAAGGGCUGGAACAGCUGUUGUCAAUGAAAAGGUGAGGGAGAUGGAUCAAAGGUUCAUGGUCUCGGAAAAGACCAAAUCUGCCUUUGCUGUUGCUGAGCAGAAGGCAAGCAGUGCAGGGUCAGCUCUCAUGAGCAACCCUUACAUAUUGACCGGAGCUUCGUGGGUUUCAAAUGCACUCAGCGCAGUUUCAAAGGUAGCUGAGGAUGUGGGCAUGAUGACCAAGGAGAAGGUGGACAGGGCCGAGGAGGAGAAAAAGGAGAUCGAACACCGGCAGAGGACAGAGGUCAUCACCGACUUUGCCCAGACCCAUCUUGAUGAGUCUUCUGGUAGGGUUCCUCCUGCAGUUUCAGCCAGUUAUCCCGAUGACACGAAGCUGGGAGUUAAAUGAUCGGUCUGGAAAAAAUGGAUGAAUUAUUGUUCUGUUUGCUGCAUCAUAUGGUUUUGUACAAGGAGUCUGUUGCAUACAAGAAUUGUACACUACAUAGCCUGUUGUAAAGUCAUGCUUAUGGUUCGAGGUGAGAGUUAAGUUAAUUGUUUACAAAACUGUAUAGCAACUAGAUGAAAUGCAGGUGUUCAUUUAUUUUC